AUGCCACCCCAACACCAACUCCGCCGAUCAGGCCAGGGCCAGGAUUUGCCAGGCCAGACUGGCCUCCAGCUGCCAGACUGGCCUAGCUGCCAGACUGGCCUAGCUGCCAGGCCAAUGAAGGCCAGGCCGGCCUAUCCCAGGCCAGACGGCCAGCCGCCACCACCACGGGCCAGCCUCCGGCAUACCCAGGCCAGGCCGGGCACAGCCGGGCCAGACUGGCUCAUUCCAGCUGUAGCCAGUCAGCCGCCAGCCCCGGCCAGCCACAGCCUGGGCCCAAAGCCGGGCCAGGCCGCCCAGCCGGGUUAG
Molecule: messenger RNA, 306 nt
Organism: Homarus americanus (American lobster)
Lineage: Eukaryota; Metazoa; Arthropoda; Malacostraca; Decapoda; Nephropidae
Product: proline-rich protein 2-like
Exons: 1
Coding region: 1-306 (101 amino acids)
Source: RefSeq, a predicted model, not a curated record